This is a messenger RNA of Capsicum annuum, 768 nucleotides long. RefSeq lists its product as uncharacterized. The record is from RefSeq and is a predicted model, not a curated record. The transcript is spliced from 4 exons. The coding region runs from base 1 to 768 and encodes 255 amino acids. Lineage: Eukaryota; Viridiplantae; Streptophyta; Magnoliopsida; Solanales; Solanaceae.
AUGCCUAGUUCGGAGAAGAUUUUCAAAGGUAGAUAUUUUAAUGGGCACAUCAGGUCAUUUUUGUUAGGAUAUGAUGAUAUGUAUGAAGGCUUUGGGUUUGGGGUUAGGAAUGACGAGGGAGCUGCUCUUUUGGAUUUCCUAAGGGCCCGUUGGAAGGGGGAUAGAGCUUUGUGUAAGGGUUGUAAGGAAUUUUUGAGUGAGAAUCUGGCGACUCAACAUAGACUUCUGGUGAUGGACUUGGUUAUCAAGAAGGGCAAGAAGAGGCGGGGUAGGAAGGGUCGACCUAGAGUUAGGACUACUGGAUACAUCAAAGAGUCUGCUGGAGAGGUGUUGGGUGUCUCAAAGGGCUGGUCUUGUCGGUGUUGGGGGGAUUGGUGGUGGAAUGAAGAUGUUAAGAAGGAAGUGGAGACGAAGCAGACGGCUUCUACUAAGUUGAUUAAGAGUAAGGAUGAAAAGGAGAAGCGAGUGAGCAAAGAGGAGUACAAGUUAUCUAAGAAGGAUGCUAAGUUAGCAGUUACGGCUGCUAAGACUGCAACUUUUAAGAGUUUAUAUAAGGGGUUAGAGGAGAAAGACGAGGAAAAGAAGUUGUUUACGCUUGCCAAGAUAAAGGAGGUCAGUGAGGCUAUUCGCAAGAUGCGAAGGGGCAGGGCGACGGGUCCCGAUGAGAUCCUGGUGUAUUUUUGGAAGUUCUCUAGUGAGGCAGGGUUCAGGUGGCUGACCAGCUUGUUUAACAACAUUUUCAAGUCCAAAAAGAUGCUUAAGGUGUAG